AUGCCCUCUCCUUCGCGCUCUCCCUGUCCAAAAUCAAAAGUCCUAGUCUUAGGUGCUGGAAACUUUGGUAGCUGCCUCGCUGACCAUCUUGGAGAUUCGAACCAUGAGGUCUACAUGUGGUCGCGCGAAGCGGAUAUCGUCGAGUACUUCAAUCAACAUCAUCGUAAUCCACGAUAUCUCCAGGACCAUGACUUCCCUAAGAACAUUACAGCCAUUGGCCCUGACCUUCCCGACGCGGAAUUGAUCAAACAAGUGGACGUGCUCCUGUUUGCUAUACCCACAGAAGGUGUAAGGUCGACAUUGACUCAACUUCGACCGCGAUUGGAUGAAAAGAAACUACCCCUCCUGAUCUUCGUCAACAAGGGCAUCGAGAUCGCUACCAAUGCCUUGACAUUGGAGAUCAUUGCCGACACGUGUGGCAAGGACAUCGCGCGCGUCGCGACUUUCAUUUCUGGCCCGUCCUUUGCGAAAGAGAUUGUCAGAAGACAGCCGACUUCUGUCUCGGUGGUGUCCCUAUCAGAAGCCCACGCCGAAAGAGCCUCAGAAGUCUUCCAUCAGCCAUGGUUCCGAUGUUACACAGGCUACGAUCCUGUCGGCGUAGAGUUGGCAGGCGCGUUGAAAAACGUGUAUGCGAUCGCGGCAGGGAUAGCCGAUGGACUUGGGUUUGAGAACAACACGCGAGCUAGUUUGAUAACUCGUGGGUUGGCUGAAAUGACACGGAUCGGGACUGCGUAUGGUGCCAACCCUUUGACGUUCCUGUCGCUGGCCGGGGUUGGAGAUUUGUUCCUUACGUGCAGCUCGCCCACGAGUCGCAAUUAUACUGUCGGUUACCGGCUCGGAAAAGGUGAGACGCUGGACGAAAUCAUACGAACGCUCGGCAGCGUUGCCGAGGGCGUUACUACGGCGAAGGGGCUCAAGGCCAUUGUGGAUGACCUCGGAGUGGCGGCACCCAUCGCGAUCGGGGUGUACGAGGUGUUAUACGAAGGGAAAGCGGUGAAGGAUCGGGCGCAGCAACUGAUGGAGCACCCGCCCAUACGAGAGCUGGACCUGAGGGAGAAGGCAGGUGGGCCUGCGAGGGACCUGAUGAGGAAGCUAGGACUGGAUUGA
This is a messenger RNA of Heterobasidion irregulare TC 32-1, 1107 nucleotides long. RefSeq lists its product as uncharacterized. Gene Ontology annotation, cellular component: cytosol; glycerol-3-phosphate dehydrogenase (FAD) complex. The coding region runs from base 1 to 1107 and encodes 368 amino acids. Gene Ontology annotation, molecular function: NAD binding; glycerol-3-phosphate dehydrogenase [NAD(P)+] activity. The record is from RefSeq and is a predicted model, not a curated record. NCBI's taxonomy places the organism in Eukaryota, Fungi, Basidiomycota, Agaricomycetes, Russulales, Bondarzewiaceae. The transcript is spliced from 8 exons. Gene Ontology annotation, biological process: glycerol-3-phosphate catabolic process; carbohydrate metabolic process.